AUGUCGCAACUAGACGAUCUAGAAAAUCGAGAUUUGGCUGAAGAAAUCGAAGCCAUCAAUGCCAUUUACGAGCCCGAUACCAUCACGCUAGAUCGGGCGGUUGCAUCGUCCGCCCCGAGCAGCACUCUUGACUUGGGGAGUGCCGGGCCAUCCAAUGAGGAUGUGCGAACCACAAUAACACUUCAGCUUCCUGGCCAACCUCAUCUCGCUUUUAUAAUUGGGUUCGGUGUGACCUACCCGGAGACUCGACCUGCGAUCCUUGGGACCGCAUCGACGGCUGCGCGCGGGGAAGGGAAAAUCGCCGUGGAUGUAUUAGAAGAUAUCGUGCAACGGACUUGGCAACCUGGUGCUGUGUGUUUAUUUGAUGUGAUUAGUGAAGCGGUCGAAGUGUUCCCUGAAUUGAGUAUUGGUGGAAGCAAAGACAGCGAGCAGACUAGAGCUACGGAUUCAACACCUACCAAUGGAUCAUCUCCCAGUCAAACAACAAAAGCCGAUGACUCGAGCGCAGCAACUAUACAGGUGACCGAGAACUUCGGAUCUCUUUCGUUGCAAGAUGCAUUUGGACUUGACAGCCCACCGGAUUGGAUUCUCUCCGAUGUUGUGACUGAAAAGAAAUCCGUGUUUCUAGCCCGGGCAGCACGAGUGUCGAGCCUUGCACAGGCACAAUCUUACCUGGACCAUCUCACUGCUACCGAUAAAAAAGUCGCAGUGGCAACGCACAAUAUAAGCGCAUGGCGAAUAAAGCAGAAGAAGGAUGUUCCUGCAGGCGCAGAUGCAGCCGAAACGCAAAUCCAGGAUUACGAUGAUGAUGGGGAGACCGCGGCCGGGGGCCGCUUGCUUCAUGUUAUGCAACUAAUGGAUGUGUGGAAUGUCCUCGUUGUGGUCUCGCGCUGGUAUGGAGGAAUUCACCUAGGACCGGCGAGAUUUCGACUUAUCAAUGACGUUGGCCGCGAUGCCUUGGUCAAAGGUGGUUUCGUCCGCGAAGAAAACCCUGGUCCUGAAAAGGGGAAGAAGAAGGGCAAGAAAUGA
Penicillium longicatenatum is the source of this 1029-nucleotide messenger RNA. Its product is annotated as IMPACT family protein. Gene Ontology annotation, cellular component: cytoplasm. The record is from RefSeq and is a predicted model, not a curated record. The transcript has a single exon. Bases 1 to 1029 code for a protein of 342 amino acids. Lineage: Eukaryota; Fungi; Ascomycota; Eurotiomycetes; Eurotiales; Aspergillaceae. Gene Ontology annotation, biological process: regulation of translational initiation. Gene Ontology annotation, molecular function: protein binding.